Portunus trituberculatus (swimming crab) is the source of this 18806-nucleotide messenger RNA. RefSeq lists its product as uncharacterized. The record is from RefSeq and is a predicted model, not a curated record. Gene Ontology annotation, cellular component: sperm flagellum; ciliary basal body; axonemal microtubule. Gene Ontology annotation, molecular function: microtubule binding. Gene Ontology annotation, biological process: microtubule anchoring. NCBI's taxonomy places the organism in Eukaryota, Metazoa, Arthropoda, Malacostraca, Decapoda, Portunidae.
UCAUCCGCCGCCCCUCACACACACAUACACUGCCCUUCAUAGCCUGCAGUAACCCCGCUGUCCCUGAAUGAGCCGCCAGCGCUGCCACAGACCGCCCACGUCCACACCCACCUCUGCAUCACGCCUCGCUUCCUCGCCGGCCGUCAGUCUCGCCCGAACUUCAUACAGGACGGACGUGCGUGCCUCCGCCUCCGCCACGCCUGCUCAGUGCCCAACCCGCAGCCGUCGCAAUGGUGAUCAAGGAGAAGAAGAAAACGGAGAAGAUGGAGAAGAAACCACAGAAGCAAAAGCCGGAAACACCUAAGGAUGAGAAGUGUAUUUGCCAGAUAUGCACGUGUGGGCGGCACCGAUGUCCCCACUCGCAGCCCUCCGUGCGUCGCUGGCAACACACUGCUCUGGUGGACGAGUCUGCUCCGAUGGAAUACACGACGGAGCAGAGCGCGGCCUACAAGUCUUACUCCUCCUCCCAGCACAGAACUGCACUCAAGAUGGAGAAGAAGUACCUGGAGACCUUCAGCGUGAGUGGAGAGACCCAUCGCCAUCACCUUGAACAGUCCCAGGCAGAGGGCGCUUCAUUCGCCGGCGCCCAGCAGAUGACAACCUCCUCCUCGACACAAGAACACAGGUCAUCCAGCAGCACGCAGGAGAAACGGUCAUACUCGAGCAUGCAGGAGAGCUCUUCCUCCAGCAAAGAGAAACACAUGCGCUCAUCCUACGACCAACACACUCAGCAGGAAUUACAGAAGUUUGCAGACUCGCUGUCUAUCCAGGAGGACUUGUUCAGUAGCGAGGCACAGCAGCAGCAGCAACAGCAGGCGGGACUCACCACAGACGGCGGCCGACACGUCACGCAGGCAACGCAGCAGCAGGCAGUGUUACGAGUCGGGGAGCCAAGCAUGAUUGAGAUCAUCCCCGGGGCAGGAGGCGGCGGUCUGACAGUGAGCGGCACUUCGACCUCCUCCUCUUCCAAGAUGGCUGCUGAACACUCUUCCGUCAGUUCCUACCAGGUGUCCUCCUCCUCCUCCUCCUCCUUCUCACGCAAACUGAACCAGACGUCAGACUCGCGUGAAGUGGUCAGUGGAAGCGUCAUUACUGAGGGCACCAACAAAAUACUAGAAAGUCAACAAGCAGCAUCAAGUAUGGACAUGCAAAUGAUGAGCUCUGCAGCAACACACGAAAGCAGACAUCAGGAGAGCAGGUCAUCCACGAGACAGGAGCUUCAGGAGAUGUCAGAGACUCAGCAGAUGUCAUUGUCAAGUCAGCAGCAGCAACAGAGUCAGUACAUGUCAUCAGAGAAUCGUCAGAUGUCCAGCAGUCAGCAGAUCUCAGAACUGGAUAAACUCUCGAAAAGUCAGAUUUCAGAGAGUCAAAGGAAGUCUACAAGUCAAGAAGUGUCCUUAGCUAGCCACGAGACUUCACACCAUAGCACACACAUGAGGGAGAGCCAUCAGGAGACAUCCUCGGUCUCCUCCCAGCACGCUUCGCAAGUCCAGGAAAAUAUACAGACAUCUCAGAUUAGAGAUACGCGGACCGCCAGAAGUAGACAGGAGAUGUCCAGCAUUAUGGUUGAGGGAGAUUACCAUGGUAAGAGUACAGCAAAGGAAGAAUUCAUGACAAUAUCUGGUGUAGCUCUACCAGCGAGUCGCCCAAAAGAUUCCAUCAAGUUGACAGGAGAAUACAACUACCCAGAGAGAGCCAUCCCGGGUAAAGGUGAUCGAGCAGACGUCAAACGACCCUCCGACAACCUGAGGCCAGAGGGAGACUUCACUGCCCCCGAGAGGACAUCACCGGGUAAGGGAGAUCGAGCAGACGUCAAACGACCCUCCGACAACCUGAGGCCAGAAGGAGACUUCACAGCACCGGAGAGGACAUCACCAGGCAAAGGUGAUCGAGCAGAUGUAAGGAGACCUUCCGAUAACUUACGAUUUGAAGGAGAUUUCUCGGUGCCCGACAAGACAUCACCAGGAAAGGGUGACAGAGCGGAUGUCAAGAGGCCCUCUGACAGCCUGAGGCCGGAAGGAGAUUUCUCAGUGCCUGACAAAACUUCACCUGGUAAGGGCGAACGAGCAGAUGUCAAGAGGCCCUCUGAUAGCUUGAGGCCCGAAGGAGACUUCAGUGCCCCAGAGAAGACCUCACCAGGGAAGGGAGAACGAGCAGAUGUCAAAAGACCCUCCGACAACUUGAGACCUGAGGGGGAUUUCACUGCCCCCGAAAGGACUUCACCAGGCAAAGGCGACCGAGCAGACGUCAAGAGGCCCUCCGACAACUUGAGGCCUGAGGGAGACUUUUCAGUGCCCGACAAGGCCUCGCCAGGUCAGGGUGACCGAGCACCUGUACGGAGGCCACAGGACAACCUUGCUCCGUCUGGCGAUUUCGAAGGUGUCAGCACAAACAAGAACUACUACAAUGUUGUCCAGGGCGAGAGGGCAGAUAUUAGACAACACCAGGACUCCCUGAAAAUGACAGGGGAGUUUACGGGCGUUACUUCCAGCCAAGAAACAUUCCAUCAGCACCAGUCCGUGUCACGAUCAGAGCGAGUUGUUCACGAGGACAACAUCAAAUUAGAAGGAGAUAUCACCACCAUGCAGUCCUCUUCCCACUCUGAGUAUUUAGAAAAGACCGGUGAUCGCCCAAAGCUCCAAAGGAAGAAGACCUGGACGAAACUUGAGGGAGAAAUGUACAUGAACCGGUCUAGUGAUGAGUAUCAAGCUUACCAGACGACAGAAAAAUCCCACGUGACCCGCCAUGAAGACAAUCUCAGAAUGGAAGGUAUAUUUGAAGGAAAAACAAAGGAAACAGAAAUAGUAAAAGGGGAAAGAGCAAUUACUAGACGCCAUGAAGAUAACUUGAGGCUUGAGGGGACUUUUGAAGGGAAACCAACUGAUGAGGCUCCUCUUGGGGAAAGAGCACCCACAAAAAAACAUCCUGAUAACCUACGCCUUGAAGGAGAUUUUGAAAGCAAACCGACUGAAGAUGCCCCGGUUGGUGAGCGUGCAUCAAUGAAACGAUAUCCAGACAACCUCAAGCUCUCAGGGGAUAUUGAAACUCCCUCGCCGGAGGGUGUUCCCCUGGCGGUGAGAGAAGCUAUCAAGAGAUACCCAGACAACUUACGCAUGGAAGGGGAAUUCACUGGACGCUCAAGGAGUCGCAGUCCCAUCAAAGGUGAAAGAGCACAACAAAAACGUCAUGCUGACAACCUCAAGAUGGAGGGCACCUUCGAAGGAAUGGAAAGAAGCAAGAGUCCCACGAAAGGCGAGCGUGUACCAACCAAAAGGCAUCCUGAUAAUCUCAAGGUGGAGGGGGACUUUUUAGGGCGGUCACCUGAGUCAGCCCCAAAGGGAGAACGUGCCCCCGUCAAAAAGCAUCCUGACAAUCUUAAGAUGGAAGGAGAGUUUGAGACUCAACCAAGAGGCAGAAGUCCAGUAAAGGGUGAGAGAGCAAAAACUAAGAAACAUCCAGAUAAUCUGAAAGUUGAGGGAGAAUUUGAAGGUAAGCCCAAGCAACCAGCACCAAAGGGCGACCGAGCAGCAACAAAGAAACACGAGGACAAUCUCAAGAUGGAAGGCUCUUUAGUCGUGAGAGAACGCAGCAAAAGUCCAACUAAAGGGCAGAGGGCGCAAAUAAAGAAACAUCCAGACAAUCUUAAGUUACAAGGAGAUUUUGAAGGAAAGCCAACGGACACAACACCACUAAAGGGGGAGAGAGCAAAAAUAGUGCGUCAUGAAGACCAGCUACACAUGGAGGGAGACUUCAGUGUAGAGAGGAAGGAGCAGAUCACAUACAGAGGUGAAAGAGCUGAAAUCAAAAGGCAUGAGGACAGUCUACGAAUGGAAGGUUCCUUUACUGGAAGAGAGGAAGAGUAUUAUGUUACCAAAGGUGAGCGGGCCUCUAUUGUAAGGCAUGAAGACAAUCUUCAUAUGCAAGGAGAUUUUAUGGUGCCUGAGACAGAGAAAGCCCCUAAGGGAGUAAGGGAGCCGAUGAAGAAAUACCCUGAUAACAUUAAACUGUCGGGGGACUUUGUUGGAAAACCUCGUGAAGGUGCACCAUAUGGUGAACGUGCUCCUAUUAAGAGGCACCCAGACAACUUAAGAAUGGAAGGAGACUUUGUAGCACCUACGCCAGAGGAAGCUCCAAGGCCAGAAAGAGCACCAGUGAAGAGGCAUCAGGAUAAUUUGCAUAUGACAGGGGAAUUUCAUGGCAGAGAAGAAGAUUAUCGCAUCAUGAAAGGGGAGAGAGUUGAAGUGGUACGUAGAGAAGACAACCUAAGAAUGGAAGGAGAAUUUAUUGGCAAAGAAUAUGAAGAAAUUUCAAUUGGCGAGCGGGCUCCAGCCAAAAGGCACCCUGAUAACCUGAAAAUGGUGGGAGACUUUUAUGCACCUACUCCUGAAGAUGCUCCUAAGGGAGAAAGAGCCCCAAUCAAAAGACAUGAAGACAACCUUCGAAUGACUGGAAAAUUCCAAGGAAAGGAGGAAGAAACAAGAAUAUUUCGAGCAGAACGAAGUGAAGUGGUGAGACACACAGACAAUCUUCGUAUGGAAGGAGAAUUUAUUGGUAAAGAGUAUGAAGAUGUAACAAUAGGUGAGAGAGCACCACUGAAGAAGCAUCCAGAUAAUCUGCGUAUGGAUGGAAAGUUUUAUGCUCCCACACCAGAAGAAGCUCCGAAAGGAGAAAGAGCUCCUGUCAAAAGACAUCUUGAUAACCUCACCAUGGCAGGAGACUUCGAGGGCAAGCCAAGGGAAGACGCUCCUUAUGCUCAAAGAGAGCCAAUAAAGAAACAUCCUGACAAUCUCCGCAUGGAUGGGGACUUCUAUGCCCCAUCUCCAGGUGAAGCUCCUCGUGGUGAGAGGGCUCCUGUCAAGAAACAUCCUGAUAAUCUGAAAAUGACUGGAGACUUUGAAGGCAAGCCAAGAGAAGACGCUCCUCAUGCUCAGAGAGCUCCUGUUAAGAAACACCCAGACAACCUUCGCAUGGAUGGCGACUUCUAUGCCCCAUCUCCGGAUGAAGCACCACGAGGUGAGAGAGCUCCAGUAAAGAAGCAUCCAGACAACCUCAAGAUGGUUGGAGACUUUGAAGGCAAGCCAAGAGAAGAUGCUCCUCAUGCUCAAAGAGCUCCUGUCAAGAAACACCCAGACAACCUUCGCAUGGAUGGCGACUUCUAUGCACCAUCUCCGGAUGAAGCACCACGUGGUGAGAGAGCUCCAGUGAAGAAACAUCCUGAUAACUUGAAGAUGGCUGGUGACUUUGAAGGCAGACCCAGGGAAGAUGUUCCUUAUGCUCAAAGGGCCCCUGUCAAGAAACAUCCAGACAACCUUCGCAUGGAUGGAGACUUCUACGCUCCCUCUCCUGAUGAGGCUCCUCGUGGUGAGAGAGCUCCAGUGAAGAAACAUCCAGAUAACCUCAAAAUGGCAGGAGACUUUGAGGGAAAACCAAGGGAGGAUGCUCCAUAUGCGCAAAGACAACCUGGUAAGAAACACCCAGACAACCUGCGUAUGGAUGGCGAUUUCUACGCUCCAUCUCCUGGAGAAGCACCUCGCGGUGAACGAGCUCCAGUCAAGAAACAUCCCGACAACCUGAAAAUGACAGGAGAAUUCCAAGGAAAGGAAGAUGAAUUCAGAGUUAUCCGUGGAGAAAGAGUUGACGUUGUGCGGCGAGAAGACAACCUUCGUAUGGAAGGAGAGUUUAUUGGCAAGGAAUAUGAACAAGUUACUGUUGGGGAACGUGCAACGGUGCAAAGGCACGUUGACAACCUUCGCAUGGAGGGAGAGUUUAUUGGAAAGGAAUAUGAACAGAUCACCGUGGGUGAACGAGCUACUGUCAAGAAACACACAGACAACCUGCGAAUGGACGGAGAAUUUUAUGCACCAUCUCCUGAGGAGGCUCCUCGUGGUGAGAGAGCUCCAGUCAAGAAACACCCUGACAACUUGAAGAUGGUCGGUGACUUUGAGGGCAAACCAAGGGAAGAUGCACCUUAUGGUCAAAGGGCCCCUGUCAAGAAACACCCUGACAACCUUCGUAUGGAUGGCGACUUCUACGCCCCAUCUCCUGACGAAGCACCUCGUGGUGAGAGAGCUCCAGUCAAGAAACACCCUGACAACUUGAGGAUGGCUGGAGAUUUCGAGGGUAAGCCAAGGGAGGAUGCACCCUAUGCAGAAAGGGCCCCUGUCAAGAAACACCCUGACAACCUUCGUAUGGAUGGGGACUUCUAUGCCCCAUCUCCCGACGAAGCACCUCGUGGUGAGAGAGCUCCAGUCAAGAAACACCCAGAUAACCUCAAAAUGGCUGGAGACUUCGAGGGUAAACCAAGGGAGGACGCUCCUUAUGCUCAAAGAGAACCAGUUAAGAAACACCCAGACAAUCUCCGCAUGGAUGGUGACUUCUAUGCCCCAUCGCCAGGUGAGGCUCCGCGUGGUGAGAGGGCUCCAGUCAAGAAACAUCCUGAUAACCUGAAAAUGACUGGAGACUUUGAAGGCAAGCCGAGAGAAGAUGCUCCUUAUGCUCAGAGAGCUCCGGCUAAGAAACACCCAGACAACCUUCGUAUGGAUGGCGACUUCUAUGCCCCAUCUCCAGAUGAAGCACCACGAGGAGAGAGAGCUCCAGUAAAGAAGCAUCCAGACAACCUCAAGAUGGUUGGAGACUUUGAGGGCAAGCCAAGGGAAGAUGCUCCUCAUGCUCAAAGAGCUCCUGUCAAGAAACACCCAGACAACCUUCGAAUGGACGGAGACUUCUAUGCACCAUUACCAGGUGAAGCUCCACAUGGAGAGCGUGCUCCAGUAAAAAAGCAUCCUGACAACCUUAAAAUGGCUGGGGACUUUGAGGGCAGGCCAAGAGAGGACGCUCCUUAUGCUGUACGGGCCCCUGUGCAAAAGCAUCCUGAUAACCUUCACAUGGAUGGAGAGUUUUAUGCUCCUAGACAUGAAGAAGCACCUCGAGGAGAAAGGGCACCUGUCAAAAAACAUCCUGAUAACCUUAAAAUGGUGGGAGACUUUGAAGGUAAGCCUAGGGAGGACGCUCCUUAUGCUCAAAGACAACCAGUUAAGAAACAUCCCGAUAAUCUUCGCAUGGAUGGCGACUUUUAUGCUCCAUCUCCUGAUGAAGCACCACGAGGUGAAAGAGCUCCAGUAAAGAAACAUCCUGACAACUUAAAGAUGGCCGGUGACUUCGAGGGCAAGCCAAGGGAAGAUGCUCCUUAUGCUCAAAGGGCUCCUGUCAAGAAACACCCAGACAAUCUACGCAUGGAUGGAGACUUCUAUGCUCCUUCUCCUGAUGAAGCUCCUCGUGGUGAGAGAGCUCCAGUGAAGAAACAUCCUGACAAUCUUAAAAUGGUCGGAGACUUCCAGGGAAAACCAAGGGAGGAUGCUCCAUAUGCGCAAAGACAACCUGGUAAGAAACACCCAGACAACCUGCGUAUGGAUGGCGAUUUCUACGCUCCAUCACCUGGAGAAGCACCACGCGGUGAACGAGCUCCAGUCAAGAAACAUCCUGAUAACCUGAAAAUGACAGGAGACUUCCAAGGAAAGGAAGAUGAAUUCAGAGUAGUCCGUGGAGAAAGAGUUGACAUUGUGCGGCGAGAAGACAACCUUCGUAUAGAAGGAGAGUUUAUUGGCAAGGAAUAUGAACAAGUUACUGUUGGGGAACGUGCAACGGUGCAAAGGCACGUUGACAACCUUCGCAUGGAAGGAGAGUUCAUUGGAAAGGAGUAUGAACAGACCACCAUGGGUGAACGAGCUACUGUCAAGAAACACACAGACAACCUGCGAAUGGACGGAGAAUUUUAUGCACCAUCUCCUGAGGAGGCUCCUCGUGGUGAGAGAGCUCCAGUCAAGAAACACCCUGACAACUUGAAGAUGGUCGGUGACUUUGAGGGCAAACCAAGGGAAGAUGCACCUUAUGGUCAAAGGGCCCCUGUCAUGAAACACCCUGACAACCUUCGUAUGGAUGGCGACUUCUACGCCCCAUCUCCUGACGAAGCACCUCGUGGUGAGAGAGCUCCAGUCAAGAAACACCCUGACAACUUGAAGAUGGUCGGUGACUUUGAGGGCAAACCAAGGGAAGAUGCUCCUUAUGGUCAAAGGGCCCCUGUCAAGAAACACCCUGACAACCUUCGUAUGGUUGGGGACUUCUACGCCCCAUCUCCUGACGAAGCACCUCGUGGUGAGAGAGCUCCAGUCAAGAAACACCCUGACAACUUGAGGAUGGCUGGAGAUUUCGAGGGUAAGCCAAGGGAGGAUGCACCCUAUGCAGAAAGGGCCCCUGUCAAGAAACACCCUGACAACCUUCGUAUGGAUGGGGACUUCUAUGCCCCAUCUCCCGACGAAGCACCUCGUGGUGAGAGAGCUCCAGUCAAGAAACACCCAGAUAACCUCAAAAUGGCUGGAGACUUCGAGGGUAAACCAAGGGAGGACGCUCCUUAUGCUCAAAGAGAACCAGUUAAGAAACACCCAGACAAUCUCCGCAUGGAUGGUGACUUCUAUGCCCCAUCGCCAGGUGAGGCUCCGCGUGGUGAGAGGGCUCCAGUCAAGAAACAUCCUGAUAACCUGAAAAUGACUGGAGACUUUGAAGGCAAGCCGAGAGAAGAUGCUCCUUAUGCUCAGAGAGCUCCGGCUAAGAAACACCCAGACAACCUUCGCAUGGAUGGCGACUUCUAUGCCCCAUCUCCAGAUGAAGCACCACGAGGCGAGAGAGCUCCAGUAAAGAAGCAUCCAGACAACCUCAAGAUGGUUGGAGACUUUGAGGGCAAGCCAAGGGAAGAUGCUCCUCAUGCUCAAAGAGCUCCUGUCAAGAAACACCCAGACAACCUUCGAAUGGACGGAGACUUCUAUGCACCAUUACCAGGUGAAGCUCCACGUGGAGAGCGUGCUCCAGUAAAAAAGCAUCCUGACAACCUUAAAAUGGCUGGGGACUUUGAGGGCAGGCCAGAGGACGCUCCUUAUGCUGUACGGGCCCCUGUGCAAAAGCAUCCUGAUAACCUUCACAUGGAUGGAGAGUUUUAUGCUCCUAGACAUGAAGAAGCACCUCGAGGAGAAAGGGCACCUGUCAAAAAACAUCCUGAUAACCUUAAAAUGGUGGGAGACUUUGAAGGUAAGCCUAGGGAGGACGCUCCUUAUGCUCAAAGACAACCAGUUAAGAAACAUCCUGAUAAUCUUCGCAUGGAUGGCGACUUUUAUGCUCCAUCUCCUGAUGAAGCACCACGAGGUGAAAGAGCUCCAGUAAAGAAACAUCCAGACAACUUAAAGAUGGCCGGUGACUUCGAGGGCAAGCCAAGGGAAGAUGCUCCUUAUGCUCAAAGGGCUCCUGUCAAGAAACACCCAGACAAUCUACGCAUGGAUGGAGACUUCUAUGCUCCUUCUCCUGAUGAAGCUCCUCGUGGUGAGAGAGCUCCAGUGAAGAAACAUCCUGAUAAUCUUAAAAUGGUCGGAGACUUCCAGGGAAAACCAAGGGAGGAUGCUCCAUAUGCGCAAAGACAACCUGGUAAGAAACACCCAGACAACCUGCGUAUGGAUGGCGAUUUCUACGCUCCAUCACCUGGAGAAGCACCACGCGGUGAACGAGCUCCAGUCAAGAAACAUCCUGAUAACCUGAAAAUGACAGGAGACUUCCAAGGAAAGGAAGAUGAAUUCAGAGCCGUCCGUGGAGAAAGAGUUGACGUUGUGCGGCGAGAAGACAACCUUCGUAUAGAAGGAGAGUUUAUUGGCAAGGAAUAUGAACAAGUUACUGUUGGGGAACGUGCAACGGUGCAAAGGCACGUUGACAACCUUCGCAUGGAAGGAGAGUUCAUUGGAAAGGAGUAUGAACAGAACCGUGGUGAACGAGCUACUGUCAAGAAACACACAGACAACCUGCGAAUGGACGGAGAGUUUUAUGCACCAUCUCCUGAGGAGGCUCCUCGUGGUGAGAGAGCUCCAGUCAAGAAACACCCUGACAACUUGAAGAUGGUCGGUGACUUUGAGGGCAAACCAAGGGAAGAUGCACCUUAUGGUCAAAGGGCCCCUGUCAAGAAACACCCUGACAACCUUCGUAUGGAUGGCGACUUCUACGCCCCAUCUCCUGACGAAGCACCUCGUGGUGAAAGAGCUCCAGUCAAGAAACACCCUGACAACUUGAAGAUGGUCGGUGACUUUGAGGGCAAGCCAAGGGAAGAUGCACCUUAUGGUCAAAGGGCCUCUGUCAAGAAACACCCUGACAACCUUCGUAUGGAUGGCGACUUCUACGCCCCAUCUCCUGACGAAGCACCUCGUGGUGAGAGAGCUCCAGUCAAGAAACACCCUGACAACUUGAGGAUGGCUGGAGAUUUCGAGGGUAAGCCAAGGGAGGAUGCACCCUAUGCAGAAAGGGCCCCUGUCAAGAAACACCCUGACAACCUUCGUAUGGAUGGGGACUUCUAUGCCCCAUCUCCCGACGAAGCACCUCGUGGUGAGAGAGCUCCAGUCAAGAAACACCCAGAUAACCUCAAAAUGGCUGGAGACUUCGAGGGUAAACCAAGGGAGGACGCUCCUUAUGCUCAAAGAGAACCAGUUAAGAAACACCCAGACAAUCUCCGCAUGGAUGGCGACUUCUAUGCCCCAUCGCCAGGUGAGGCUCCGCGUGGUGAGAGGGCUCCAGUCAAGAAACAUCCUGAUAACCUGAAAAUGACUGGAGACUUUGAAGGCAAGCCGAGAGAAGAUGCUCCUUAUGCUCAGAGAGCUCCGGCUAAGAAACACCCAGACAACCUUCGCAUGGAUGGCGACUUCUAUGCCCCAUCUCCAGAUGAAGCACCACGAGGAGAGAGAGCUCCAGUAAAGAAGCAUCCAGACAACCUCAAGAUGGUUGGAGACUUUGAGGGCAAGCCAAGGGAAGAUGCUCCUCAUGCUCAAAGAGCUCCUGUCAAGAAACAUCCAGAUAACCUUCGAAUGGACGGAGAAUUCUAUGCACCAUCACCAGGUGAAGCUCCACGUGGUGAGCGAGCUCCAGUGAAGAAGCAUCCUGACAACCUUAAAAUGGCUGGGGACUUUGAGGGUAAGCCAAAGGAGGAUGCUCCGUAUGCACAAAGAGAACCUGUUAAGAAACAUCCAGACAAUCUUCGUAUGGAUGGAGACUUCUAUGCUCCUUCUCGUGAUAAGGCUCCUCGUGGUGAACGUGCUCCUGUCCAAAAGCAUCCUGACAACCUGAAAAUGGUUGGUGACUUUGAAGGAAAGCCUAGGGAAGAUGCUCCUUAUGCUGAAAGGGUUCCAGUAAAGAAACACCCAGAUAACCUGUGUAUGGAUGGUGACUUCUAUGCGCCCUCGCCUGGUGACGCUCCUCGUGGCGAACGAGCUCCAGUCAAGAAACAUCCUGACAACCUGAAAAUGACAGGAGACUUCCAAGGAAAGGAAGAUGAAUUCAGAGUCGUCCGUGGAGAAAGAGUUGACAUUGUGCGGCGAGAAGACAACCUUCGUAUGGAAGGAGAGUUUAUUGGCAAGGAAUAUGAACAAGUUACUGUUGGGGAACGUGCAACGGUACAAAGGCACGUUGACAACCUUCGUAUGGAGGGAGAGUUCAUUGGAAAAGAGUAUGAACAGAUCACCAUGGGUGAACGAGCUACUGUCAAAAAACACACAGACAACCUGCGAAUGGACGGAGAAUUCUAUGCACCAUCUCCUGAGGAGGCUCCUCGUGGUGAGAGAGCUCCAGUCAAGAAACACCCUGACAACCUAAAGAUGGUCGGUGACUUUGAGGGCAAGCCGAGGGAAGAUGCACCUCAUGGUCAAAGAGUCCCUGUCAAGAAACACCCUGACAACCUUCGUAUGGAUGGCGACUUCUACGCCCCAUCUCCUGACGAAGCACCUCGUGGUGUGAGAGCUCCAAUCAAGAAACACCCUGACAACUUGAGGAUGGCUGGAGAUUUCGAGGGUAAGCCAAGGGAGGAUGCACCCUAUGCAGAAAGGGCCCCUGUCAAGAAACAUCCUGACAACCUUCGUAUGGAUGGGGACUUCUAUGCCCCAUCUCCCGACGAAGCACCUCGUGGUGAGAGAGCUCCCGUCAAGAAACACCCUGAUAACCUAAAAAUGGCUGGAGACUUUGAGGGUAAACCAAAGGAGGACGCUCCUUAUGCUCAAAGAGAACCAGUUAAGAAACACCCAGACAAUCUCCGCAUGGAUGGCGACUUCUAUGCCCCAUCGCCAGGUGAGGCUCCGCGUGGUGAGAGAGCUCCUGUCAAGAAACAUCCUGAUAAUCUGAAAAUGACUGGAGACUUUGAAGGCAAGCCAAGAGAAGACGCUCCUCAUGCUCAGAGAGCUCCUGUUAAGAAACACCCAGACAAUCUUCGCAUGGAUGGCGACUUCUAUGCCCCAUCUCCUGAUGAAGCACCACGAGGUGAGAGAGCUCCAGUAAAGAAACAUCCAGACAACCUCAAGAUGGUUGGAGACUUUGAGGGCAAGCCAAGGGAAGAUGCUCCUCAUGCUCAAAGAGCUCCUGUCAAGAAACACCCAGACAACCUUCGUAUGGAUGGUGAGUUUUAUGCUCCAUCUCCUGAUGAAGCACCACGUGGAGAGAGAGCUCCAGUGAAGAAACAUCCUGACAACUUGAGGAUGGCUGGUGACUUUGAAGGCAGACCUAGGGAAGAUGUUCCUUACGCUCAAAGGGCCCCUGUCAAGAAACAUCCAGAUAACCUUCGUAUGGAUGGAGACUUCUACGCUCCCUCUCCUGAUGAGGCUCCUCGUGGUGAGAGAGCUCCAGUGAAGAAGCAUCCUGAUAACCUCAAAAUGGCAGGAGACUUUGAGGGAAAACCAAGGGAAGAUGUUCCAUAUGCUCAAAGAGAACCUGGCAAGAAACACCCAGACAAUCUGCGUAUGGAUGGUGAUUUCUACGCUCCAUCUCCUGGAGAAGCACCACGAGGCGAACGAGCUCCAGUAAAGAAACAUCCUGACAACCUGAAAAUGACAGGAGAAUUCCAAGGAAAGGAAGAUGAAUUCAGAGUCAUCCGUGGAGAAAGAGUUGACGUUGUGCGGCGAAAAGACAACCUUCGUUUGGAAGGAGAGUUUAUUGGCAAGGAUUACGAACAGGUUACGGUUGGUGAACGUGCAACGGUACAAAGGCAUGUUGACAACCUUCGCAUGGAGGGAGAGUUCAUUGGAAAGGAGUAUGAACAGAUCACCAUGGGUGAACGAGCUACUGUCAAAAAACACACAGACAACCUGCGAAUGGACGGAGAAUUCUAUGCACCAUCUCCUGAGGAGGCUCCUCGUGGUGAGAGAGCUCCAGUCAAGAAACACCCUGACAACCUGAAGAUGGUCGGUGACUUUGAGGGCAAACCAAGGGAAGAUGCACCUUAUGGUCAAAGGGCCCCUGUCAAGAAGCACCCUGACAACCUUCGUAUGGAUGGCGACUUCUACGCCCCAUCUCCUGACGAAGCACCUCGUGGUGAGAGAGCUCCAGUCAAGAAACACCCAGACAACUUGAGGAUGGCUGGAGAUUUUGAGGGCAAGCCAAGAGAAGAUGCACCUUAUGCUGAAAGGGCCCCUGUCAAGAAACACCCUGACAACCUUCGUAUGGAUGGCGACUUCUAUGCCCCAUCUCCCGACAAAGCACCUCGUGGUGAGAGAGCUCCAGUCAAGAAACACCCUGAUAACCUCAAAAUGGCUGGAGACUUCGAGGGCAAACCAAGGGAGGACGCUCCUUAUGCUCAAAGAGAACCAGUUAAGAAACAUCCUGAUAAUCUCCGCAUGGAUGGUGACUUCUAUGCCCCAUCGCCAGAUGAGGUUCCUCGUGGUGAGAGAGCUCCAGUUAAGAAACAUCUUGACAACUUAAGGAUGGUUGGUGACUUCGAAGGAAAGCCAAGAGAAGACGCUCCUUAUGCAGAAAGAGCCCCUGUCAAGAAACACCCAGACAAUCUCCAUAUGGAUGGAGAUUUCUAUGUUCCCUCUCCUGGAGAGACUCCCAGAGGAGAAAGAGCACCUUUGAGAAGACAUGAUGAUAACCUCCGUAUUACUGGUGAAUUUACAGGCAAAGAAGAAGACUACAAAGUAGUGCGUGGUGAGCGUGUGGAGAUAUCUCGUAGGGAAGAUAACCUACACAUGGAUGGCGAAUGGUUGGGGCAGUCUAGCACACACUAUGACUACCCAGUGGUUUCAUCGAUACGCAGCCAGGUAGUGCGCCAUGCUGACAAUCUUAAACAAGAAGGUGAAUUUGUAGGUAAGACCCAAUUCACUGAUGAUUACCAACUUUACCAGAGCCAACGUACACAAACCGUGAAGCACCCAGAUAAUCUUACCAUUGAGGGUAAAUACCACCUUGAUACUUUGCAAAAAGAUGAGUAUAAAAUUCACAAAGGUGUUAGAGCUGAGAUCAGGAAACAUAACGAUAAUUUAAGAGUUGAAGGAGAAUUUUCUGGACGAGUUCCUCAUGAGGCUCCCGUAGGAGAACGAGCCCCAGUUGUUCGACAUCCUGAUCAUUUAAGGACAGAUGGUGAAUUCCAAGGCAAGCCAAUGGAAGAUGCACCCCGUGGUGAACGAGCCCCAGUCAAGAAGCAUCCAGACAACUUAAAGAUGGAAGGUGACUUUGAAGGAAAGCCUCAAAAGAGUCCCAUAAGGGGGGAGCGUGCAACAGUGAAGAAACAUGAGGAUUCUCUGCGAAUGGAAGGAACGUUUGAGGGCCGUAGGAAAUCAGCAGCUACCAAGGGUGAGAGAGUGGAGGUGAAACGGCAUUCAGACAACCUGCGCUUGGAAGGUGACAUGACUUUCAUUAGGGAUGAAGCUGCUGUUGCUGGUGAAAGAGCUCACAUAACAAAGCAUGCUGACAAUCUAAGAAUGGAAGGGGAGCUGGAAGUGAGCAAGACUACCUAUGCCACCAAAGGGGAGAGAGCUGCUGUUCAGAAGCACGAAGAUUCUUUGCGAAUGGAAGGUGACAUGAUUAUCACAAAGAAAGAAAUGGCAACUAGAGGAGAACGAGCUGAAAUCCAGAGACAUGAAGAUCACCUGAAGACAGUGGGCGAAUUUGAAGGAAAAGAAAGAACGGUGAUAACAAAAGGAGAGCGUGCGGAAAUCAAGAAACAUAAAGACAAUCUUAAGAUGGAAGGAGAACUCAGUGUCGAGAAAACCACCACUGUAUUAAAGGGAGAGCGAGCAACCAUUAAAAAACAUGAAGAUUCUCUGAAGAUGGAAGGCAAGUUUGAAGGCCGAAGAAAAUCAGCUGCAGUUGGGAAAGGUGAGAGAGCAGAUGUUAGAAAGCCUAAGGAUAAUCUGAAACAAGAAGGCUCUUUGGAAGUGACCAAGGAAACUACUACGGUUAUUAAAGGCCAGAGGGCUGAGGUCAAACGACACGAGGAUCACCUCAAGAUGGAAGGCAGCUUCGAAGGAAGGAGAAAGACAGCAAGUACUUUUAAGGGGGAACGUGCAGAGAUCAAGAAACAUGAGGACAACCUUAAAAUGGAAGGGAAGUUCGAAGGCUUCCAAAGAACCAGCACCCCAAUCAAGGAAGGUGUAAAAAGAACGGACACUUUCAAGGUCAAGGGAGAAAGGGCACAAAUUAAGAAAUAUGAGGACAAUCUAAAGAUGGAAGGUGAGUUCUAUGGCACAUCACCGAGUGUGAGUCCCAUCAAGGGUGACCGGGCAGAUGUCAGGAAGCCCAAGGACAAUCUUUCUGUAAAUGGAAAAUUUGAAAAUCGUCCCAAAGAAUCUCCAGGAGUAGGUGAGCGUCCUCCACCGUACAAGUAUGACGACCAUCUGAAGAUGGAAGGGGACUUUGAAGGACGAAGAAGAGGAACCCCAGGAAAAGGAGAGCGGCUGCCACAAAAGAAACACCCUGACAAUUUACGACUUGAAGGUGACAUCGAUGGUAGGUCUCCAGAGAGUCCUGGGAAGGGUGAACACCUUCCUCAGAAGCGGUAUCCAGAUAAUUUGAAGUUGGAUGGCAGUUAUGAGGGUAGACCACAAGAAAGCCCAGGCAAGGGUGAGAGACUUCCUCAAAAGAGAUAUCCUGACAACCUCAAACAAGAGGGUAACAUGGAAGGACGUUCAAAGGGCAGCCCUGGAGAAGGUGAACGUCUGCCUCAAAAGCGCUACCCAGACAACCUCAAGGUAGAGGGAGAGUUCGAGGGCCGCCGACGAGACUCCGCCGUCCAGGGUAGCCGAGCCUCUAUCACCAAACACGAAGAUAGUCUCAGACUGGAAGGAGAAUUCACGGGGUCAAGGCGCGAGAGCAGCGUCAUCAACGGUAGGACUGAAGUUCAGAAGGCCAAAGAUGUGACAACAACAACUGGAACUGUGCAAACCAAACAAGAUACCGCCACCAUGAAAACAGGAAGCACCACCGUUAGGAGCAAGACGGAAGAAUCAAGUUCCAUGCAAAAGGCAGCGUCUAGCAAGGGUGAUACAUCUGCUAAUCGCAAUGUGGAGACGGUCGUGUCAUACACCGCUGACGGUCGGAAGAUAACGCGAGUCAUUACCAAAGAAUCGCGUGAGACCAAGUCGGCGUCAAAGGUAGAAUCAAGGGCAAGUAGCGUCAAAACAACAUCAGAAGAGCGCAAAAUCUCCUCUGCCGAAGCCAAAAUGCAAUCUUCUGAAACGUCUCAAUCCCAGGAAAGCUCUACAGCAACCGGUAGAUCAGUGAAGGGGAGAUCCCCACAGCCAGCUACCACACCCACGGGACGUGGCCGUCACAAUCAGUCAUCCUUCUCCCUGUCCGAGGACACAAGCUUCAGUGAAACCAAGGGUCGGUCAUCCUCAGUCCAGAAAUCCACCUCAAGCAGCCAAAUAAGCCUGGAUUCUUCCAAAGUGGAGUCAUCUGCUUCAACACGAGAGAUGGCUUCCUCGCUCCGACAGGCAGACGCCUUGGACCUGCGUGGUGGUGCAGGAAAAACGGAAACCCUACAUGGCGCUAUCCAUUCACAAGGAGCCAGUCACUCCUCUCAUAUAUCAGGCUCGCAAGACGAGUACCGCAAAUGGUCAGCACACCACCAGCAGCGUAGCGAUCAGCGGCGUGUGUCUAGCUCCACUGCCGCCACCACCAGCCGCAGUGAGCAGCGCACCACCAGCAGGGGCCGUGGUAACGCCUCCUCCAUCACCUUCCACUCAGAAUACGACCCGUGGCGGGACGCGACUAUCACCCGUAGGGGAGAGUGGCAGAUUGUGACUCCUUGCCCAGCUUCCUUGCUCGAAACCCGCUCCUCUUCUUACAAAUCCGCUCAUGAGACUAAGGACCACAAGUUUUAUUUGCCUGUAGUGGAUUGAGCAAACACUUUUCCACUCCUGCUCAUUUUAACCUGUGAUGCUGACCGCCUUACAAUAUUAUACUCCGUAGACAAUAUUCCGAGCCUUAAUCUUUACGACUGAUCUUGACUGUGAUUCUAAAAAUAACGCUCAAACUGACACACUGAGGAGCACUCAUCUCAUAGUCCAGCCUCAGUUGUAACUAGUAUGUUUACGGUAGCUUUAGGUAAGGAAUUUCUUUACAGCCAUGCUACUUAUUUUUAUAUAAACUUAAUGUUAAGGUCCAAAAUGUUCUUUUUCAUAAUAUAAUACAACGAAGACAACAGUGCUAUCCAUGCACAUUUCUUAUAGUGCUUGUAGUUGGGAAGUACGACAUAUAUUAUAUAUUUUGUUUACCUAACAAUGUUAAGUGGCAAGAGGGAGGCAGGCCAGGCCUGGGUUGGCCAGACGAGGGGACACGUCUGGGUAUCCCCGGCAGGCUGUCCUUUCCCGAUGCCUCUGCCCUCGGCCAUUGAGUCCUCGGCAGAUGGCCCGUGUUGGCACUCCUGGCCCGGUGACGAGUCCCUGUCCUCAAUGCCUGGGCUGUUUAUACUAUAAGCUUUUCCCAAUGGUGCUUGGUUGUGUUACCGCCUAAAUAUUUAUAUAAAGCUUCACGGUACGUUUAAACAAAAUAAUAUAUUAUAAUCAUAGUUUUAUUAUUUUGCAACUAUAUUGUGUUCAAAGGAAGGAAAUGCUUUUUAUUCUAAAAUAAUAUUCAAUUAGAAUACUGAUAAUUGAGUUACUUUCAUAAACAUUAUGAUUACCUUAAGUAUAUAUAAUUCUUAAGUUUGUGGGCUGGCUUCUGCGCCGGCCUGGUGUGCCAUAAGAAUGUUGCUGGGACGGAAGACCCAGACUUUAGACAAGGCAAUAAAUGGAAGUUUAUUGAUCCUAAGUCUGUUUAAGUGACCCAGCGGAGUGGAGAGGAGUCUGUAGGUCCUCCCGCUUACUGACAGGAGCAGCACACCCUUCGCUUGGCACCUGCUACUGUUUGCACACACACACACACACACACACACACACACACACACACACACACACACACACACACACACUAGCAUGCAAUUAUUAUACGAAUACUAGAGGCUCCUUGAACAUUCUUACUGUGUGUGUGUGUGUGUGUGUGUGUGUGUGUGUUACAUGGCUUUGUAUCCUACAAACGUCCUUAACGACAAUCAGAUCAGCUGACAUGUAGUACAUACAUGAAAUAUAUGAAGAUUUCUGUAACAAGUAAGAGAAAAAAGAAAUUAGUAUAUGAACACAUUAGCUAUCACACAAGGCACUUCGAGGAGAGACAAAAGUAAGACAAAUCACAACACGUCACCUUCGUCCUUCUGUUUGUCUGGCAGUCAUUCGCUAAAUCCAAGGGUGCAAUGAUAAAAGAAAGAAUAUAUAUAUAUAUAUAUAUAUAUAUAUAUAUAUAUAUAUAUAUAUAUAUAUAUAUAUAUAUAUAUAUAUAUAUAUAUAUAUACACUCACACACAUACACACACCUCAUUCUCUCUCCCAUUCUCCCACACGCAGUAGUAAAGUAGUAACUCUUCGUAUAUCCAGUGAGCCGAGAAAUGUUGAAUGUGAUACAACAUUAUGCAACAAUAAAUGCUUGCUUGUU